CAAGUUAAUUAUAAUCUCACGUAACAACCUUGCUUGAAGCUAAUGUAGGCUAACGUAGGCUAACAGUAUAGCGGUUGUAAAUGAUUUUUCAUGUUAGCUCGUAGUAUUAAUAUAUGGCGCUAGUUAGCUUGUUAGCUAACGCUUUCAAUUUCGCUUCUCUUCAGCGCUUCAGCUCGCGCCUCACACUAGCUAGCCGGCUUCCUUUCGCCAUUAUAUAACGAAAUGUCUUUUUUUUAUAUACACAUAUAUUUUUAAGACGUGUAAGCAGACAGUUUUGUAUAAAAAUGCAUCAACAAUCGGAGUUUUUACAGAAGUUCGGUUUUAUGAAGCUGAAUUGAAGUGACAGCAGCUAGCUCCCUUAGCCAAUGCGUACUGCUAACUCAUAGAUAUCUAUGCUGCUAACUGAAGAGAUAGCAGCUAGCUCCGUUAGCUAAUGUGUACUGCUAACUGAAGAGAUAGCAGCUAGCUCCGUUAGCUAAUGUGUACUGCUAACUGAAGAGAUAGCAGCUAGCUCCGUUAGCUAAUUUGUACUGCUAACUGAAGAGAUAACAGCUAGCUCCGUUAGCUAAUGUGUACUGCUAACUGAAGAGAUAGCAGCUAGCUCGGUUAGCUAAUGUGUACUGCUAACUGAAGAGAUAGCAGCUAGCUCGGUUAGCUAAUGUGUACUGCUAACUGAAGAGAUAGCAGUUAGCUAAUGUGUACUGCUAACUGAAGAGAUAGCAGCUAGCUCGGUUAGCUAAUUUGUACUGCUAACUGAAGAGAUAACAGCUAGCUCCGUUAGCUAAUGUGUACUGCUAACUGAAGAGAUAGCAGCUAGCUCCGUUAGCUAAUGUGUACUGCUAACUGAAGAGAUAGCAGCUAGCUCCGUUAGCUAAUUUGUACUGCUAACUGAAGAGAUAGCAGCUAGCUCCGUUAGCUAAUCUGUACUGCUAACUGAAGAGAUAGCAGCUAGCUCGGUUAGCUAAUGAGAUAGCAGCUAGCUCCGUUAGGUAAUGUGUACAGCUAAGUUUUUUUAUACUUCCGUUUGUUUUUAGCUCUCAGACGAACCAGGACUGUCAGACUGGCUUAGGUUUUAUUUUUAUUUUUGUCUCAAUGGUUGAACUGGAUAUCGCAGCCCUGAGUGUACACAAUGGAUGAUGUUAUCUCCGUCAGUUCUGGAAGUGAAGAAGACUCUGAUGUUGAGUUUGUCAGUAGAGAUGAUGACAGCUCCUGUCCGUUUAUUACAGCUGAACUGCUGCCUGUUACACCGGUUCUUAUCGAUAUCACAGAGAACCCGUUUUCACCAAACGGACCGAGACCUUCACACACACUAAAGAAACUGCAGUGUUCCACUAUAGAAAUCAUCGAUCUGAAUAAUUUGUCCGAAUCACGUGUCAGCUUUCCAUCCAAAUCGCGUGGGAAACUUCACCAGGCGGAGUACACCGUGGAUCUCGAGAAAGACGUGAUUUGUUUAAGCUCUGGUGAUGGGAAUGAUGGUCAGUCUCCUGUUCCUGUGUCACACGAUCAACAAAACUCUUAUACAAAUCAAUACAACAGUGUUCGCUCGUGUUUACAAGGUAGCAACGCGCAAAGGACAGUAAAUGUUUCUCCAUCAUCAAGUCUGAAAGACAUUUCACUCUGUUUGGAGGCUUCAAAUGGACUCCUGGAAUUUUUUAAAGUACAGGACACUAACCGCACGCAGCAAACGUCGGCGUCACCACCCCCUGAAAACAACCUCGACCAUGACGCAAGCUUCGACUCUUCACACAGCUGGCUGGACAAAACCCUCUCGCCCUUUAGCCUCGACAGUGCGUACUACUGCCCGAGCGAAAUCGACGCAGCCGUGUUUUCAGACGAAUCCCUUAUCCUCAUCGACAAUGACCAGGACCGGGACCAGAACUACACAUCGUGCAGCUUCGAUAAAUCUGAAUUGCCAUUUGAGGUCGGCAAAAGUAUGGCACCGCAGGAAAAAACCCCCACACACACCUCAUCACCUCAUCCUCAGACUCAAAUGAACUCCCAUCUCGAGCCUCAGACGCUUCCUACCCCAGACAGAGCUUCCCUUCCCACCAGUCCUACAUCUACAGAACUCCUUGCUGGCGAUUCUCCAGAAACAGGAUCUGAUCUGGACAUGGAGAGUCCAGUAAAUUCCCCUUACACUCUAAGUCCACCGUCACAUGCGGUGUUGGGUAUCGAAGAUGCCGCUUCAGUGUUACAGGAGAGCGGUGGCGAUGCCGACGCCGACACGGCGGAUCUCUCGGAACACCGUACGGACGUCGGGCAGCAAAUUUCUCUGGUGCAGUUCAAAAAGCUGAAAUAUAUAUUAGGGGCACGAGAUCAGGAUACGUGCACCGCUGAUGAGGACAACAAAGACUUCGGUAUGGCCGAACCUCUGUGCAGGCAGAGCCUGAGUCUGGUCUACAGCACCAUCGAAGAGAACUACACCGAAGGAACGCUGCAGCUCCUCUCCGACUUAAUCCAACCUUGCUAUUACCCUCCUGCCGAUGUCACGGCUCACCUCCUGAAAGGAAUCCUGCUGGAGCCGUGGUGCACUCCGGUGCUGGCACUGGAAGCCUACAACCUGCUGAUGAGGACACAGAAAUACCAUCCUGCAGACAAAUUAACCAUCCCAUGGGACUGGGAGUUGUUAUCAUCCGUCAUGGCUGAACAGGACGAGGCAAAGAGGCUGCGCGGAGAAGUGCGCUGCCUGCUGCUUCAGUACGUGCUCCAGGUUUUGGAAGACGACUUCCAGUUCAAGCUCCCGAAGCUGCUGCUUCACCUCACGAUCGCUAACGAAAUGCUUUCGUGUGAUCAUAGGUUCAGACAGGUCAGGGAACUCAUGACCUGGCUAUUAGAUGUAGCUAAACAGUCCUUCUGUACUUCUGAGGAUGAAGAAAUGCAAAGAAGCGAGCGGAAUUGCUGUCUCAAGAUGCUGCUAAUUCUGCAGAGGAUGCUGUUAUUGGCCAUGGAGGUGGACCUCAGACCGACCUGCAGCUCCAGUAAGCUCUCUCAGGAGCUGUGUAUCAGCCUCAGCAGCAUGGCACCGUGCAGAAGGCUCAGAUUUUUGUUGCUAAGCACCCUGCAGAGCAACCUGCUGAGGUGUAAGAUGGUGGAGAUGCUGCUAGAUCAGUCCUGCUCUCAGAAGCGAGUGUUGCCCAUGUCCUUCAAACUGCUGCUGCACUUCCUGCACACGUCCACGCUGGCACCAGAUCCGUCGGAUGGCACGGAGAGAUGGAGAAGGUGGGAUGAGCUCCUGCAGCUCGUGUGGAUGCUCAUGCUCAGCUAUCAAGAAGUGAUAACGGGUCAUCUUCGCUUCUCCAUUACAGAGCGGUUCAAGCUGACCCGUACUCCCAUGUGGACCCAGAACGACCGGGUGACUCGAGCCGCGGUCCAAGAAGCUGCCGAGGCGUUUCUGUCCCGCGCCGUCGAGGACCUCGGCCACGAUCUUCCCUCCCAAAUCCAAGAGUCAUUAUCCCAGCUUCAAGAACACUUACUAAGUAUCUCUCUGCAAUAAUAAAACAGAAUACAAUACAGUUGUAAAUACAAUAAAGAUUAUUUUUGUAUAAAAUGUAUCAGCAUAAUUUUUAAAGGUUUUAUAUUAAGUAUUCCUUCGUGGAUUCUCGCUGACUAUUUAAAUCACUCAAUCGACUUAAAUGAGGUUGUUUUGUACAGAGACCAAGUGAGUAAAAUUUUGUUCUAAAAACAUUGUCCAGAAAUUCUUUUUUGUAAAACCCUUUACAUAACAAGCACAAAUAUUACCAACACCUUCCAGAUUCUUUAUUGCAGGUAAAGUAAUUUAACGUGUUAAUAUGUAAUAUUAAAUAUGAAGAGUAAGCCUAUUGUAUUCCUGUCUGAUGCCCAGGAUUCCCGGAAUAGACUCUGGUGGAUCGCCCGAACUGGAUAAAGUGCUUACUAAAGUUGGCUCUUAUGUGAAAAUAAAAAAGCAUCGAUGCCUCUGAGCUCUGGGCUCAGGUUACUGCCUAUACCAUGUUUCUAUGCAUCUUCUCUCCAGAUCCAUGCACUUUUUUCAUCAGGGUUCUUCACAUGCCUUCUGACCUCCACAAAUGUAUGCCA
This is a messenger RNA of Tachysurus fulvidraco (yellow catfish), 4053 nucleotides long. It is a transcript of the gene simc1, whose product is annotated as SUMO interacting motifs containing 1. NCBI's taxonomy places the organism in Eukaryota, Metazoa, Chordata, Actinopteri, Siluriformes, Bagridae. Bases 1130 to 3493 code for a protein of 787 amino acids. The transcript is spliced from 10 exons. The record is from RefSeq and is a predicted model, not a curated record.